Molecule: messenger RNA, 1145 nt
Organism: Ruditapes philippinarum (Manila clam)
Lineage: Eukaryota; Metazoa; Mollusca; Bivalvia; Venerida; Veneridae
Exons: 4
Source: RefSeq, a predicted model, not a curated record
GUUUACGGAAGUAGAUAUGUUAAGAAUUUCCCAUAUUUGUUUUUUAUCUGUUACGUUGUUUAAAAUCUUCUCAAGAACGAAAUGAAAUAUUAAUGUGUUGUUAUUUAUAUUGAUUAUUGCUUUAUGUUAUGGAUAUAUUUAUUGAAUUAUCAUAAUGUAAAUUUUACAUAAUUUCACACCAACACAUCAUGGGAUGGCAGAUAUAGAACAGACACACUUCCUUAGGGCUUUUUUAUUACUAGUAGAAGGUGGUACAUUUAUUGCAAAGGCAAUAUUAAUUCGAGAACAAAACAAAUCUGGACGGGAUUUAGAAUCACUGCUAAGCGACUUCAGUACAAAACUGAGGCAUGAGUUUCACGGAAAACAGUACCAAAAACUAUUCCCAGAUAACGGUGUACCGGAUAUAAACACUUGGGACUUACAACUGUUGAUUGGGGUAAUAUCCAUUAUCUUUCGGGGAACGAUUUCAAAAACUGAAAAAAGGGAUUUAUUUGUCUUAAAACAACUGCGAAAUGAGGUGUUUAUGCACUGUGCAAAUGUUUCAUUGGAUGAAGACGAGUAUGAAGACGUUAUCGAGCAGCUUGAAGAUGUUUUGAAUGAAUUGGCCUCUACUUUCGAUAAUUACACAAAGGAUGUCUGUUUUACGCAUAUAAAGAAGUUUAAAUGUGGGUCAUUAGAUGCCGUUAGGCCAUCAAUUGCCACUAUAAAUGGGUUGAGCCAAACAGGACAGCAAACAUUCAAAGUUGGAGUGAGAACAGUGUUAGCAGUAGAUGGUCCGUCUGACGAUUGGAAAGAUAUUGGCGAGAAAAUCCUUGUAACUGUUCUAAAUAAUGUUAUUACGGGUAGUGAAGACGAAGACUUCCCGAAUGUUAAGAACAAAGUUAUCAAGUUGCUCGAAUUCUUAUCAGCAAACGCGGACAUAGUCUUGAAAGGGUGUAUGCAAGCAUGCAUCUUGCUUGAAUUUGAAUGUGGUUCCUAUGAAGAUAUGCUACAUUUACUGAACCUAUUCGAGAGCUGGAAGUAUAGAUAUUAUCUAAACAAGAUUGCAAAUUCCCUAACGAAAGAACUUGAGCUCAAUUGCUUAUUAACACUUUCAACCAGAGUUGCCACUGAAAGUUUGCAGACUAUUUUGAUCCAUUACAUAA